Molecule: messenger RNA, 438 nt
Organism: Dromaius novaehollandiae (emu)
Lineage: Eukaryota; Metazoa; Chordata; Aves; Casuariiformes; Dromaiidae
Gene: TIMM10
Product: translocase of inner mitochondrial membrane 10
Exons: 2
Coding region: 111-383 (90 amino acids)
Biological process (GO): protein insertion into mitochondrial inner membrane
Cellular component (GO): mitochondrial inner membrane
Source: RefSeq, a predicted model, not a curated record
GCGGCCCCGCGCCGCGGGGCGGAAGCGCCGGCGCCCACGUGGUUCCGGCCGGGAGCCGCCGCGGGUGCCCGUGCAGGUGCCCGUGCAGGUGCCCGUGCCCGGCCGGCGCAAUGGACCCGGUGCGGGCCCAGCAGCUGGCGGCCGAGCUGGAGGUGGACAUGAUGGCCGACAUGUACAACCGGAUGACCCACGCGUGCCACCGCAAGUGCGUGCCCCCCCACUACAAGGACGCCGAGCUGUCCAAGGGCGAGAGCGUGUGCCUGGACCGCUGCGUGGCCAAGUACCUCGACGUCCACGAGCGCAUGGGCAAGAAGCUGACGGAGCUGUCGCUGCAGGACGAGGAGCUCCUCAAGCGCAUGCAGCAGGGCGCCGGCACCGCCUGAGCCCCCCCCCCCCGCACCCCCCCCGCCAAUAAACCCGGGUGCUUCGUAGCCACCA